AUGUCUCCGCUAGCAGAUCCAGAUUCAAUGUUAGCCCAACAACUUCGUCGCUUCACAUACGAAUAUCAUGUACACGGUCAUGGAUCGCAAUGGUCUGCUCCCAACUUUGUUCACUCACUGGUUGAAGAUUUUAUUGAUAUAAAAUGUCAACAUGACGCCAAGAAGAUAUUAUUCGAUGAACCUUUUCAAAUACCCUAUGAAAUAAUAUGGCUACGUUCUUCACUAAAUACUGAGCUAGAAAUAUAUCUUCGCUCUGCAUUUGACUCUCUCGAAAUAUACGAUGAACGUAAAAUGUGUCUUGAUUAUAUUGCAUCAAUUGAUCGAACAAAACUGACUAUUUAUUUGGUUGUGGAACGUGAUGAUGAAGUCUUUGAAUGUCCAAACGUCAAGGCCAUUUACCGUAUAGACUCAUAUAAAAAUAUCAAACGUCUUGUCUUAGAGAUACGCAAUGACGUUCGUAGUGACACGACAAGUCCAAUUCGUCCAAUCGAAAGAUCAAUGCGUCGUCUUAGAGAUUCGUUCGUGUAUCGACUUGUAAAUCAAGCUCUCCGAACGGGUGACCCAGAUCUUAUUCAUCCCUAUCGUUUCUUCAUCAAUGAACUUUACUCGGAGCUUUCAUCUAUUCAUCGUCAGUAUAUCGAUCUGGACGAAGAAGAUUUUAUUGUUUAUCGUGGUCAAGGUUUGACUGAACCUGAACUGAUAUCUCUUCAGAAAAAUGUCGGAGAACUUGUCACAUUUGCAAGUUUUAUUUCUACCACUAUUGAUCAGCAAAUGGCAAGUGGUUAUGCACUAACAGCAGCCAGAAAAAACGUUGUCUCUGCCAUUUUUGAAUUCCAUCUCAAUACAACGUAUGAAAAUACUCGUCCAUACGCAUAUAUUGCUCCUCAAAGCGCAAUCCCAAAUGAAUACGAAGUUCUUGUAUCUGUAGGUACCAUCUUUCAACUCAAAUCUAUAGAUCACGAUAUGGAUACUGGAUUGUGGACUAUAGUUGUCCAUCUUUGUGAACAACAUAAUCAUGAUAUUAAACAUCUGACAUAUACCAAGUCUCGUCAUCGUACAAUAAGAUGCGUAAAAUUUGGAUCUUCGUCAACUGUUGACGAGCCUACUUUCCAUGAAAAUGUUAGAUCAAAUUUACUGUCGACGAAUCGAAAUUCUGACUUUGUUAAAACUACAUCGUUACAGGACGUGGUCAAUAAUCAUUUCGAAAGAAGAUAUUCAACAGGAUUGCGCAGACGUUCAUUACCACUAAGUAUGAGUACAGGUCAGCUCACUCUGCACGAAAUGAACUGGGGAAAAGAUCCAAGCGAUUGCGCUUUUCUAGAAGCUAUGCGAGAAGAACAAAGCGAUUGCGAUUUUUUAGAAGCUAUGCGAGAAGAACCAUUUUCUUCGCCGAAUGAGCCAAAAUCGUUAUUUCAACAGGCACCUUCAACACGAACCUCGAUGCUCAACCUAUCGAAUCACUCGCUGUUUCAAUUUUCAACCACAAAACAAUCGUCAUUACCCAACUUAUCACGUAUUGAGUUGAGCACUAAGCAAGCUAAAUGCAAUAUGCUGAAACUGAAAUUCGAAACAAACCAUUAUAAAAGUAAACAAUCACUGACAGAUCCUCUAUUUGAAGCAACAAUUAUUGAUACAGUAGUAUUUUCUAUGGAACGAACAUUUAAGAAUUUUACAGAUUCGAUGUCCUUAAAAGAGGAAGCGCAACUUAUGAGACGUUAUUUGAAACAUGAUUUCAAUACUAAUCAAGGUCGAUGGUGCGAUGAAUACUAA
This is a messenger RNA of Adineta steineri, 1770 nucleotides long. Lineage: Eukaryota; Metazoa; Rotifera; Eurotatoria; Adinetida; Adinetidae. The record is from the annotation of a GenBank genome assembly.